CACUCCCCUUGCGGAAUGCCAUGAGUCACUGGCCUGCUUGAUGUUACUUAAAAUUUUCGUAUUAGUUACCAGCUGAAGGUCGUAACGUUGAGUACAACUCUCCUUGUGCUCUCGUAAACCACACCAAAAUGGACCAGUUGACUUAUGUAGCCAACUUCCAUGAUGAUGAUGCUGUGAAGAAGAUGUCCUACCAGCCACUUGGUAACACUGGACUAAGCGUGUCGAGGAUAUCUCUGGGUGGAGGACCUCUGGGGGACAUGUACGGCAGUAACAAAGAGGAAGAGUAUAUAGCCACUGUUCAUCUGGCUCUCAAGUCUGGCAUUAACUACAUCGACACGGCUCCCUGGUAUGGCAAUGGUCGGAGUGAAGAAGUGAUUGGUAAGGCCCUGAAGGACGUCCCCCGCAGCGCCUACUACAUCGGUACCAAGGUGGGCAGGUACGAGCAAGACUUGGAGAAACAGUUCGAUUUCUCAGGCAAAAGAGUCGAGCAGAGCGUCGACGCAAGCCUCAAGCUGCUGGGACUCAACUAUGUUGAUGUAAUACAGGUUCAUGACUUAGAGUUUGCUGAGAGCCUCGACAUUAUCCUGGAGGAGACGCUACCGGCCUUGCAGAAGGUUGUGGAACAGGGAAAGGCCAGACACAUCGGCAUCACAGGAUAUCCUCUGCAUCUCCUGCAGGAAGUGAUAGAGAGAUCCUCCAUCAACAUCGAACUUGUCUUGUCCUACGCUCGCAACACCCUGCUUGAUGAUACACUGAAGGAGUUUAUUCCCUUCUUCCAGUCGCGCAACAUCGGAGUGAUAAACGCAGCAGCUGUGUCGAUGGGUCUGUUGUGUCACGGGAAUCUGGUCGGCUGGCACCCCGCCACCCAGAACAUCAAAGACGCCUGUCAACAAGCUGCCCAGUUCUGUAAGGACACUGGGGUGGAUCUAGGGAGGCUAGCCGUCCAACACUCCCUCAAGCUGGAUGGUGUCUCUACUCACCUUAUGGGCAACAACAACACAAAUAUCCUUCGUAAGAACCUGGAUAGUGUGCUUACCCCUCCGACACCCCUCGAGGAGAAGGUCGCCCUCGAGUUGAAGCUCAAGUUCUUUGACCCGCUUCCCCGCAAGCAUUGGGAGGGGGUCGGACCAGCGCAAUACUGGAAAAGUCUUCGACAACUACGUGGGGAGCUGCCUCAAGACGAUUGAGUCACCACCCCGUCUACUAUAUACAUCUUCUGAGUCACCACCCCGUCUACUAUAUACAUCUUCUGAGUCACCACCCCGUCUACUAUAUACAUCUUCUGGGUCACCACCCCGUCUACUAUAUACAUCUUCUGGGUCACCACCCCAUCCACUAUAUACAUCUUCUGAGUCACCACCCCGUCUACUAUAUACAUCUUCUGGGUCACCACCCCGUCUACUAUAUACAUCUUCUGGUCACCACCCCGUCUACUAUAUACAUCUUCUGAGUCACCAC
Homarus americanus (American lobster) is the source of this 1458-nucleotide messenger RNA. RefSeq names its product L-galactose dehydrogenase-like. The coding region runs from base 129 to 1187 and encodes 352 amino acids. Gene Ontology annotation, molecular function: L-galactose dehydrogenase activity. The transcript has 9 exons. The record is from RefSeq and is a predicted model, not a curated record. Lineage: Eukaryota; Metazoa; Arthropoda; Malacostraca; Decapoda; Nephropidae. Gene Ontology annotation, cellular component: cytosol.